AUGACUAGCGGUAGCAAGGUUGCAACUAUUUCAAGUUGGAGUUAUGAAAUUGUGGGGGUGUUCAACGGGAAGCACCAUGUCCUUCUGGAUUUGAAAAAAUGCACUUGCAUACAAUACGAUCGAGUAAAGAUCCCUUGUGGAUACGCAAUGUUGGCUGCCAACUACCAAGGUAUUCCACCAACAACACUAGUAGACGAGUACUAUAAGACUUCUACAUGGGCAGCUACUUACGCAGGAGUAAUCAACCCUGAAGUUCAUUCCAAUGAUCUUGGCAUGGCCGAUGAAGUUGUUAAGAGGGACAUAAUCCCACCAAAGUCCCGUCGGCCAUCUGGUAGGCCAAUCAAGACUAGAAUUCCAUCUGUUGGUGAAUAUCCGAAACCUUCAACUGGCAUUGUCAGAGUUAAUAGGUGUUCAAGAUGCAAGCAGAUAGGACACAACAUUUCUACGUGUACCAAUCCUAUUUGA
Camelina sativa (false flax) is the source of this 465-nucleotide messenger RNA. The record is from RefSeq and is a predicted model, not a curated record. Lineage: Eukaryota; Viridiplantae; Streptophyta; Magnoliopsida; Brassicales; Brassicaceae.